AUGCCAGUCCAGCCCCCAAGCAAAGACACCGAAGAGAUGGAAGCAGAGGGCGAUUCAGCUGCCGAGAUGAACGGGGAGGAGGAAGAGAGUGAGGAGGAACGGAGCGGUAGCCAGACGGAGUCUGAGGAGGAGAGUUCCGAGAUGGACGACGAGGACUACGAGCGGCGUCGAAGCGAGUGUGUCAGUGAGAUGCUGGACCUGGAGAAGCAGUUCUCGGAGCUGAAGGAGAAGUUGUUCAGGGAGCGCCUGAGUCAGCUGCGGUUGCGGUUGGAGGAAGUGGGGGCUGAGAGAGCCCCCGAAUACACGGAACCUCUUGGUGGGCUGCAGCAGAGCCUCAAGAUUCGUAUUCAGGUGGCAGGGAUCUAUAAGGGCUUCUGUCUGGAUGUGAUCCGGAACAAGUAUGAGUGUGAGCUUCAGGGAGCCAAACAGCACCUGGAGAGUGAGAAGCUGCUGCUUUACGACACCUUGCAAGGGGAACUGCAGGAGCGGAUCCAGAGGCUGGAGGAGGAUCGCCAGAGCCUGGACAUCAGCUCGGAAUGGUGGGAUGACAAACUGCAUGCCAGAGGCAGCUCCAGGACCUGGGACUCCCUGCCCCCUAGCAAGAGGAAGAAGGCCCCACUCGUCUCUGGCCCUUACAUCGUGUACAUGCUGCAAGAAAUCGACAUCCUGGAGGACUGGACUGCCAUCAAAAAGGCCAGAGCAGCUGUGUCUCCUCAGAAGAGAAAAUCAGAUGAUUGGCAGGGCCUGUGCGUGGGAGGCAGCCGGCAGCAGCAGCGCCAUGUGCUGACGACCUCACAGCCAGACUCCCCCUUGUUGAGCGCUGAGUGCUAG
This is a messenger RNA of Chrysochloris asiatica (Cape golden mole), 831 nucleotides long. It is a transcript of the gene BRMS1, whose product is annotated as breast cancer metastasis suppressor 1. The transcript is spliced from 9 exons. Gene Ontology annotation, biological process: negative regulation of transcription by RNA polymerase II. The record is from RefSeq and is a predicted model, not a curated record. NCBI's taxonomy places the organism in Eukaryota, Metazoa, Chordata, Mammalia, Afrosoricida, Chrysochloridae. Gene Ontology annotation, molecular function: histone deacetylase binding. Bases 1 to 831 code for a protein of 276 amino acids. Gene Ontology annotation, cellular component: Sin3-type complex.